Molecule: messenger RNA, 609 nt
Organism: Ostertagia ostertagi
Lineage: Eukaryota; Metazoa; Nematoda; Chromadorea; Rhabditida; Trichostrongylidae
Source: the annotation of a GenBank genome assembly
AUGCUUUCCGGAGUGCUUAGCGUCUUUCUUCUUUUACAGCUUACUCGAGCAGGUGCCUAUGAGCCUCCACCAAUCUCCUUCGGAGGCGUUUGUCCAGGAGGCGUUCCAUCUCUACCUAUUGACUGCGAUCCAAGGCGACCAUGGCCUCGGUGUCCCGCUCAGACUUACUGCUACGCAACUGACGCGGUCGAGAUGGGGCCUUAUUUCUGCUGUCCGAGUCCUUAUCCACAGCCAGCAUAUCCACAACCAGCAUAUCCACAGCCACCAUAUCCACAGCCAGCAUAUCCACAACCAGCAAUUCCACAGCCAACAAUCCCGCAGCCACCAAUCCUACAGCCAGCACUUCCACAAUCAUCAGUUCCACAACCUUCAUAUCCACAGCCAGCAAUGCCGCCGCCAAUCCCACAGCCAGCAGUUCCACAACCAUCAAUUCCGCAACCUUCAUAUCCACAGUCAGCAAUGCCGUCUCCAAUUCCACAGCCAGCAUAUCCACAGUCUGCAGUUCCACAUCCAAUAAAUGUCAUAUCAGAAGAAGAAAUGCAGAGAAUCAGCUCAGCUAUAAGCACCUGGUUGAAGAACCACGACAAUGUUGAAGUUGUUAAUCAGUAA